UUGUGGUGGCUCGUGUCAUGAGACAUCGUCGACGAGGCUUCGUGCCCAAGUACUGUACAAAGUGACAGCACACCACUCACUUCUUUCUCCAGUAUAUCAAACAUGCUUAACAUCUUGCAUGGUGUCCAUUCAAGCAUUCAAGCAAUCAAGCACAGCAUUCGUCAUUCGUUCCUGUUGUGUUCCCCGUUACAACCGUUUAUUGCGUUUACUUCUUGAUUUCUGGGCGCUGCAUAAAAUCUACAGUAAUAUCAAUCGGGUUUCCUUUAGCCAGGCACAACCACCUGGUGGGGAAUCCCUGCCCCUCAGCAUCCCUCCUGCACGCCAAGCCAGCCAAAGUAAUGCACGUGAAAGCAGCCUUCUGUCACUUGUACACCGCAUAUACUGUAAGACCUUCACCGCAUACACCUCACUCAACCUCAUAAAUGGCUUCAUAUACUUUCCAAUCCAACGUCAGCCAGCUCUCCUUCCUUCUGUGCAUCUCUUUCAUUUCCUCACUACGUUUCAUUGUUUCUGCACCAACCGGUUCCUGAGGGACUUCCGGGCUCCGGCACCGUAUUCCCGUACCAGUAGUGCAACCUCCCCCUUUUUUGCCAGACACCAAAAGCUUGGAUCGGUUGCUGGUCACACUAUGAUCGCAAAAAUUUCGUGAUUGUGGAGAACAACGUCGUCACAGUGACCUCAAAAUACCCAGAUCAGGGUCUUGCAUUUAUGCUUCGCUACUAUUUAUGGCAGCCAAGACGCAAAGAUAGGGAGAGAAGUUCGGUAAUGUCUUGGGACCACCCUUUUCAAAGACUUCUGAUUUCUGAUUUCUCAUUACGAUGGCUCUAUCACAGGGCUCAGAUCUGUCUUGUGACAACGGUUUGUUUUUCGACUUUCCUUCGGGGUCGGCGCCAAGG
This is a messenger RNA of Mollisia scopiformis, 896 nucleotides long. RefSeq lists its product as uncharacterized. The record is from RefSeq and is a predicted model, not a curated record. Bases 119 to 649 code for a protein of 176 amino acids. The transcript has a single exon. NCBI's taxonomy places the organism in Eukaryota, Fungi, Ascomycota, Leotiomycetes, Helotiales, Mollisiaceae.